Molecule: messenger RNA, 859 nt
Organism: Owenia fusiformis
Lineage: Eukaryota; Metazoa; Annelida; Polychaeta; Sabellida; Oweniidae
Source: the annotation of a GenBank genome assembly
AAAAAAGAAUCAAUAGUAUUUUUUCUAAUGUAUACAUCUAUGAGACAAACUUCUUGACCCCUCCUUGAAUCAACCCUGCCACUACUAAAUACCUGAACUCCUGCAUACCAAAUGCAAUCUCCCAUUGGCUAUCUGUACCAAAGAAUAUUCAAACAAGUAAAACCCUCAUUGCCUUUAAGAACAACAAUCGCAAGCACCUUCUCAACCUUGACAUAAACAUAAUCCCUACCUCAAUGCUAAAUAUUUCUAGAAAUGAAGAAACACUUAUUAAUAGGUUUAGGGUAGACCUGCUCUUCAGGGCUCAACUCUUUGCCCACAAUUACACCUUCAUCAGCUCUCCUAAUUGUUCUUGUGGUCUACCCGAAACUCCAAAACACUUCUUUUUUCACUGCCCUCUGAAUGAAAAUGCAAGAACCAUCUUUUUCAAUACUCUCUAUACUGAAACUCCUUUGAUCCCCACUAACCAAUCCACACUUUUAGAAUACCUAGCCUUUAGCAAUCAUAAUUUUAGCAAUAUUAGGAUGAAAACACAAAAAUCUUUACUCUGACUUCUGCCUUUAUUAAGAGAUGGCUUACCCCAUAUUGAACAAGACUGAAGAAGACUAUCUUAGAACCUAUUGUACCCUGCCUUGUCUUGCAAAUAUAAAUUACAUUGUCCCUCUGCCCUGUAUUUCCCCCAAACCCAGCCCAGCUCAGACCCCCCCCCCCCUUCCACCCCUCUUCAUCUUUUUCCCCGCUUGGCUAGAGUGCUUAUAAUGCCAAAAUGGUGAUUAGCACUUGAAUAUGCUCUCUUGUAUUUACUAUAUUACCCCAUGUACAUCUAUUUUUUAUAAAUAAAUAAAUAAAAAUAAAAAAAAAA